AUGGCUCUGCUCCUGCUUUUCUUGCUGCUCAACAUUCUGGGAGAAUUUGGGUUGGCCGCACUGGUUAAUCGAACCAUCGAUGAUUACUUUGGCGAUCCAAUUACUGGCACAUUUCCAGUCUAUUCCCCUGCAGAUCUGUGGCAGCAGGGCAAUGGUUGUGCCACAUGUCUGGUUCGGCCAGAUGUCGCGAAAGCUUUUGACGGAACAUGGCAUGAUUCCACUUUUUUCGUCGGGGGUGUUACACAUUCUGUAUCAGUCACUUUCACAGGCUCUGCUGUUUACGCCUUCUUUAUCACCGCACCAAUAAUUUCAGGUGUCGAUAGCUCGACCAUUGAAACCCACCUAAACAUUACACUGGACGGGAAUCUUGUUGGGAAAUUUGAUUCUGUUCCUAGCGGAAAUGACUACGGUUACAACCAGCUAGUGUACGGCAAUGCAGGUUUAAACUACGGAAAACACACGUUAGUAAUAUCCAGCGGGGGCCCGAGCCGUUCUAUCUUGGAGUUCGACAAUGUUAUCUAUACCACUGACGAUGGGACAACGUCAUCCCUAACAGUUCCAGUUGGGUCACCGACUGGGAUAUCGACAAAGUCGUCGUCAAACCCAUCUUCUGCUACCUCAUCACAUACCUCAUCACAGACUGCUGUACUUACCCCAUCCUCCACCGCAACUCAUCAGCCUGCUCCGAUCGGAGCUAUCGUAGGGGGCGUUGUUGGCGGAGUCGCCGCCAUUGCGCUCGUCAUCAUCUUCGUCUAUUUCUGCUUCUACCGUAACCGUGCGCGUGAUCGCUCGACCGCCCACGAGAUCGAGGUAAAGGAUCAGGCCAUUUUCGCAGGCCCUCAGACUCCCAGGACUUUGCUGGUCACACCCGCUGAAAUACACCCCUUCGUCUUCCCCCCGAAUCAAGCCUCUUUCAACGGAACUGCAGAAAAACAACAACUGCGUCAUCCCUCAAACUCUACCCGAACGAUUGACCCUCGUCUAGAGCUGAAUAGACGAAUUCUGGAGCUUCAGCAAGAAAUGGCCUUGCUACAGUCACAAAAUUCACCCUCCUCACAGAACCUUUUGGGAACUGAGCAAGCGGAUGAUUGGAGGUCGAAUGUUGAGCUGCUUCGUGAUGAGGUUGAAAGGUUGAGGCAUGCGAUGCACUCGUCGCAAGGUUUGGCAGAUCAGCCCCCACCAGGCUAUGCUUAUAGCCUUGACGAAGUAACAUCGUCGGGGGCCUUCCAUAUGACGUAUGUUACCCUUAGAAGUGCACAACACUGUUGA
Laccaria bicolor S238N-H82 is the source of this 1269-nucleotide messenger RNA. RefSeq lists its product as uncharacterized. The transcript has 4 exons. Bases 1 to 1269 code for a protein of 422 amino acids. The record is from RefSeq and is a predicted model, not a curated record. Lineage: Eukaryota; Fungi; Basidiomycota; Agaricomycetes; Agaricales; Hydnangiaceae.